This is a messenger RNA of Zea mays, 510 nucleotides long. RefSeq lists its product as uncharacterized. Gene Ontology annotation, molecular function: peptidyl-prolyl cis-trans isomerase activity. Bases 1 to 510 code for a protein of 169 amino acids. The record is from RefSeq and is a predicted model, not a curated record. The transcript is spliced from 6 exons. NCBI's taxonomy places the organism in Eukaryota, Viridiplantae, Streptophyta, Magnoliopsida, Poales, Poaceae.
AUGUUUACAUUGUUAUAUGAGUUCGACGGCGACAUGAUCGACCGGACAAGCUCCUCCUCGCCAUGGGUGUCUCCGACCUCGAGGCUACUCCCUGUACCUGCGGCCGUCAGGCCGGUGGGCCGCAGCAGGGCUCCGUAUCUGAAGGCGACCUGCGCACUCUCCAGGCGGAGGGCGGUCUCAGACAUGGCGGUUGUCGGUGCCAUGGCCCUCUCCACGCCCACGUCAGCACGAGCAGAGCAGCCUGACAUCACCAGGUACCGAAAGCUGGGGAGUGGAGUCAUACUCAAAGAUGUCGUCGAGGGGGAGGCGGCCGAGGUGCGGGAGGGCGACCUGGUGCAGUUCAACUACGUGUGCCGCCGCGCGAACGACUACUUCGUGCACAGCACGGUGGACCAGUUCAACGGCGAGAGCAGGCCGGUGACGCUCGCGCUCGGCGGUGAAGAGGACCACAUCACCCUCAAGGACUACGAGAUCCACCACGGCAUGGGCCUCGAGCUCUACUACAACUGA